Coccinella septempunctata (seven-spotted ladybird) is the source of this 1132-nucleotide messenger RNA. Its product is annotated as loricrin-like. The transcript is spliced from 4 exons. Bases 545 to 988 code for a protein of 147 amino acids. Lineage: Eukaryota; Metazoa; Arthropoda; Insecta; Coleoptera; Coccinellidae. The record is from RefSeq and is a predicted model, not a curated record.
CUUCAAAUAAUUCCGAGUAGAAAACAAAUUCUAGCUAUCUGUCUCUUGGUAACUCAAACUGAUGACAGUAUACAAUAACAAAGAAUCAAAUCUCUAGACCAGAUUAGAAUGAGGAAAGGUGAUUCUAUAAUAACAAACGACAAUGAGCUUCCCUGACUGCGAAACACUCAAUUAAACCGGCAGAUCUGAAAACCAGAUACAAAAAUUUGCAACCAAUUUCAAUGUCCUAAUUGGCGAUGCGUCCCAUUAGAAGUUGCACCAGAACAACCCGAUAAAAUUCAAUCGUCUCACCGAAUGUUCUCUAUGGGAUAAUCCGUUUAUUCGAUGUAAAUUUUUUACACAAUACGUCCUUUAAAUUGUCUCGAAGAGAUGAAAUAUAUCCUGACCGACUGUACGUCCAACAUAAUUAUUAAUUAUAUUCCGCAACAUAAAGAUGGGGAAAAUGUAGCUGAAGGAGGUGGAGUGGGAGUUUGGACAGAUUUUGCUAUAUAUUGAAAUUGUUCUUAGGGUACAAAUCAGUGAUCUUCAGUGAGUUUCAUCCGAAAUGAAGGUCUUCGUAGUUCUUGUUGCAGUAGUUGCUGUGGCCUGCUAUUCAGAAGCUGGCUACAUAAGCAGUGGUUGGAGCAGUGGAGGCGGCGGAGGGGGUUGGAGAAGCGGUGGGGGUGGCGGUGGAUGGAAAAGCGGAGGGGGUGGUGGUUGGUCACCAUCCGGCUGGAGUAGUGGGGGUGGUUACGGUGGAGGCUAUGGAGGUGGAUACGGCGGGGGUUCUGGAGGUGGUGUGAAAAUCAUCAAGGUGAUAUCAUCUGGAGGUGGUGGAUAUGGAGGCGGCGGUUAUGGGGGCGGUGGAUACGGAGGUGGAUGGAAAUCCGGAGGUGGUGGAGGCCGUGGAUGGAGCUCUGGAGGCAGUGGUUGGAACUCCGGUGGAGGUGGUGGAUGGAAAUCUGGAGGAUCAGGAGGCUGGAGCUCUGGAGGAAGCGGUUGGUGGUGAGGCUUAUUCUGGAUAGUGAUCGACCAAGGCGGAUUUCCGAUUUCUUUCUAUUCUGAUACCAUAAAAAAUUAUUUAUUUGUCCAAAGUAUGUACAUCUUGAACUUGUAAAUAUCUUCGAUGAAAAAAAAAUAAAUACGAUUGAAA